This is a messenger RNA of Pecten maximus, 1621 nucleotides long. RefSeq names its product zinc finger protein 239-like. Gene Ontology annotation, biological process: regulation of transcription by RNA polymerase II. The record is from RefSeq and is a predicted model, not a curated record. Lineage: Eukaryota; Metazoa; Mollusca; Bivalvia; Pectinida; Pectinidae. The transcript has 2 exons. Gene Ontology annotation, cellular component: nucleus. Gene Ontology annotation, molecular function: DNA-binding transcription factor activity, RNA polymerase II-specific; RNA polymerase II cis-regulatory region sequence-specific DNA binding. Bases 331 to 1425 code for a protein of 364 amino acids.
UUUCCUACUUUACUCGUGCCAUGCAUCCGGUGGACACAUGUCAGGCCUCCACGUGUCGCAGGUAUCGAUGAGUUCAUGUUUACCUGACAAAUGAUGUGUACUUGACUUGGUAGUGAGACUUUCCGAUUUGUUAUUGCGUCAGUUUCAUACAAGAGUACAUAAACUCAUCGUACUCCAAUAAUGUUGGUAACGUAGAGGCGCAGUGAAAUAAAACACCAGCGGCCCUGCUUGACGCCCAGGGUCCAGAAUAGGGUUUUUAGGUGUGAGAUAAAAUCUGCCCCCCUCAUAACAGGACACAGAGAAAAGCCAAACAAGUGUUAUGACUGUGGAAUGACCUUGUCGACUACAGAGUCACGACCGGACUCGUUAGGAGUGAAGCCCUAUCAAUGUGAUAUCUGUGGCAAGGGGUUCCAACACACAGGUAGCUUAACAAUACACAUCAGAACACAUACUAGAGAGAAGCCAUACAAAUGUGUUAUCUGCCAUAAGACCUUUGUUGCAUCAGGUCACCUUCUGUCACACAUCAAAAUACAUACUGGUGAGAAGCCAUAUGAAUGUGACAUUUGUCAUAAGGCAUUCAGUCGUGCGGCUCGUCUAAGGUCACACCUCAGGACACAUACUGGAGAGAAGCCUUAUAAAUUUGAUAUCUGUCCUAAGGCGUUCAGUGUAGCAGUUCAUCUACGGAGACCCCUCAUGACACAUACUGGAGAGAAGCCACACAAAUAUGACAUCUGCAGUAAAAUGUUUAUUGAAACAGGAAACCUACAGAAACACCUCAGGACACAUACUGGAGAGAAGCCUUACAAAUGUGAUAUCUGUCAUAAGAGAUUCAGUCAGACAUGUAACUUAAAAUUACAUGUCAGGACACAUACUGGAGAGAAGCCAUAUAAAUGUGAUAUUUGUCCUAAGGCAUUCAGUCAAUCAGUUAAUCUACGGUCACACCUCAGGACACAUACAGGAGAGAAGCCAUAUGAAUGUGAUAUUUGUCCUAAGGCAUUCAGUCAAUCAGUUAAUCUACGGAGACACCUCAAGACACAUACUGGAGAGAAGCCAUAUAAAUGUGAUAUUUGUCCUAAGGCAUUCAGUCAAUCAUUUAAUCUACGGAGACACCUCAAGGCACAUACUGGAGAUCUAGAGAAGCCAUAUAAAUGUGAUAUUUGUCCUAAGGCAUUCAGUCAAACAGUUAAUCUACAGAAACACCUAAAGACACAUACUGGAGAGAAGCCAUAUAAAUGUGAUAUUUGUCCUAAGGCAUUCAGUCAAUCAGUUAAUCUACGGAAACACCUAAAGACACAUACAGGAGAGAAGCCAUAUGAAUGUGAUAUUUGUCCUAAGGCAUUCAGUCAAUCAGUUAGUCUACGGACACACCUCAGGACACAUACACAUAUGUCAGUAGCAAGGAAUUUAGUCCAGCAAGUUAUAUAAUUACCUAAAGACAAAUCUUAGGAGAUAUACAGGAGAGAAUUAAACCAAACAUAAUAACAUAUGUCCGUGGAAGGAUAUUUUGUCAGAAAAAAUAACUUAUAGGGAUUGACACCUCAGAAAAAUACAGGGAAACUAGUUCUGUUGGUCUGACGAACUCUUUGUCCAUUGGGAUGACUAAAUAAAUUUUUUUUCGUAA